Lotus japonicus is the source of this 2002-nucleotide messenger RNA. Its product is annotated as hexokinase-3-like. Gene Ontology annotation, molecular function: glucokinase activity; fructokinase activity; D-glucose binding. Lineage: Eukaryota; Viridiplantae; Streptophyta; Magnoliopsida; Fabales; Fabaceae. Gene Ontology annotation, biological process: glucose 6-phosphate metabolic process; glycolytic process; intracellular glucose homeostasis. Bases 281 to 1777 code for a protein of 498 amino acids. Gene Ontology annotation, cellular component: cytosol; mitochondrion. The transcript has 9 exons. The record is from RefSeq and is a predicted model, not a curated record.
CACAAGCCGCCUCCCCCCCUCUCUCUCUCUCUCUCUCUCUCUCUCUUCUCCUCUGCACUUUUCCGGUUCCGUUCGCCGGAGAAUCCACUCGCCGCCGGCGACUUGCUUGCUUCGUCCGAGCGCAACCGUGUUAGAGAAAGAUUUCCUGCCUGUUUUGUUGCGGACUGAGGUUGGUUGAAGCACCCGCGUGCAUGUUAAAACGUCGACGUUUUGCUGCGUCGAGCAAUCGGAGGAGAGUGUGGAAGCGGCGUCGUACGAUGUAGCUUGAUCGAUCGCGGACAUGGGGAGAGUGGUGGUAGGCUUGGCGGCGACUGUGGCUGUGACGGCUUGUGCGGUGGCGGCGGUGGUGGUGGGGAGAAGAGUCAGGAGUAGGAGGAAGUGGAGGAAAGUGCUCAAUGUGCUCAGGGAGCUUGAGGAAGGCUGUGAUACCACCGUUGGGAGGUUGAGGCAGGUGGUGGAUGCUAUGGCAGUGGAGAUGCACGCUGGUUUGGCUUCAGAAGGUGGUUCCAAGCUCAAAAUGCUUCUCACCUACGUUGAUAAUCUCCCUAAUGGGACCGAGAGGGGAACGUAUUAUGCACUGCAUCUUGGGGGUACCAAUUUCAGGGUCUCGCGGGUUCAUUUAAGUGGUCAAUCUUGCUCUGCCUUGGAACAUGAAGUAGAACGACAACCUAUUCCCCAACCUCUGAUGACUAGUAGAGGCGAGGAACUCUUUGAUUUUAUUGCUUCUUCGUUAAAGGAAUUCAUUGCUAAAGAAGGGGAUAGUUCCAAUAUUUCACAGGACUGCAGGGAACUUGGGUUUACAUUCUCCUUUCCUGUGAAACAAAUGUCUGUUUCAUCUGGCAUCUUAAUCAAAUGGACAAAAGCGUUUUCCAUUGCAGAUAUGGUAGGAAGAGAUGUUGCGGCAUGUUUGCAGGAAGCUUUGACUCGAAAAGGCCUAGAUGUCCGGGUAGCUGUCUUGGUUAAUGACACAGUUGGAACAUUAGCUCUUGGACAUUAUCAUGACACAGAUACUGUUGCUGCAAUUAUAAUUGGUACUGGUACCAACGCCUGCUAUCUGGAGCGAGUUGAUGCUAUCAUCAAGUCUCAGGGUCUUCUUACCUCAUCAGGAAGAAUGGUUGUCAAUAUGGAAUGGGGAAACUUUUGGUCAUCUCACUUACCAAGAACAUCAUAUGACAUUGAUUUAGAUGCUGAGAGCCCUAAUCCAAAUGAUCAGGGUUUCGAGAAAAUGAUAUCAGGAAUGUAUCUUGGUGACAUUGUUAGGAGAGUUAUUCUCAGGAUGUUAUUGGAAUCGGAAAUGUUUGGACCUAUUUCUUCCAAGCUCUCAACCCCUUUCAUACUGAGGACUCCAUUAAUGGCUGCUAUGCAUGAAGAUGAUUCUCCUGAUUUGGGGGAAGUUGCGAAAAUCCUUAAUGACGUUUUCGAGAUUCCAGAUGUUCCUCUGAAGGCAAGGAAAAUUGUGGUGAAGGUGUGUGAUGUGGUGACUCGAAGAGCCGCCCGAUUAGCAGCCGCCGGCAUUGUCGGUAUCUUGAAGAAGAUUGGUCGAGACGGGAGUGGUGGCAUCGCAGGUGGACGGAGUAGAAGUGACAUGAAAAUGAGAAGAACAGUUGUGGCCAUUGAAGGAGGAAUGUAUUCUAGCUAUCCAUUGUUUAGGGAGUACUUGCGUGAAGCUUUGAAUGAAAUAAUGGGAGAAGAUAUUGCUAAGCAUGUAGUUCUGAAAGUGACCGAAGAUGGAUCGGGUAUUGGGGCGGCACUGCUUGCAGCCUCCUAUUCAUCCUGAAAUGUGAAUAGGGUUGGUACACCUGCUAUAAAUUAUUUAUAUAUAUAUUGAUUGAAAUAUAUAUAUACACACAUAGCCCUGUAAAUUAUAUGUUCUUUCUAUUUUAUGUCUCUCUGUGUAAAGGAAGGUUUCGUCUAUUCUUUGAUCAAUGUUCAUUUAUAUAAUUAAUGUAAUUUUUUUUACUGGCAUGGAUUUCUUAUCAGUUGGUAAUUGGUAUUACUUAGA